AACGCUGGUCAUACAUGGCUGACGUUUAGUACGGCCACACUGGCGAGCAAACCAUUUGUAAACAAAAGGAAGCUUUAAAGUUUUCAGAAAUUAACUGGCGAUGAAUGAAACAAAUCCUUGUGAACUGGCCUCGCCCCGGGAAGAGCCAUCCGCGGAGGAUGAUUCACAAGCCCAAUCCCCACCAGAGGCAAUGGCACUCCUGAGUAACAGUUCCUCCAAUGCCGGCAAUGUCUUGGAUCCGGAGGAUGAGCAGGAAGCUGAUUCCGUGGACCGCGAUGACUCCGCCAGUUUGUUUAGCACCACCACAACCACCACCAGGAGCAAGUCGCCCAACACACGAAAACUCAACCGCCUGUGCCGACGGGUUAAGGCUCCAAAAAUGGUUACACCGCUCUACAAAUACAGCUCACAUGUCCGAGAGGAUCACAACCACCAGAUCUUCGGGGUGCAGUUCAAUCCGUUUCUGGACAGAGCCCAACCGCAGGUUUUCGCCACCGUUGGCAAGGAUCGGGUCUCCAUCUACGAAUGCGAAAGGAGCAACGGCGAGGAGUCCAGCGAAGGCAUCCGCCUGCUCCAGGUCUAUGCAGAUCCAGAUACCGAUGAAAGCUUCUACACGUGCGCUUGGUCCUACGACUCAGUGACCGGCGAUCCUGUCCUGGCAGCGGCUGGUUACCGCGGUGUCAUCCGCAUUUUUAAUCCCGUGAAGCAUCAAUGCAGCAAGAACUACAUUGGCCACGGGCACGCCAUCAAUGAGCUCAAGUUCCAUCCGGUUAGGCCGCAGUUACUCCUUUCCGGCAGUAAGGAUCACUCGUUACGGCUCUGGAACAUCCAGUCAGACGUGUGUGUGGCUGUGUUCGGUGGAGUGGAAGGUCACCGGGAUGAAGUGCUGUCAGUUGACUUUGAUUUGCGCGGUGAUCGCAUCAUGUCCAGCGGAAUGGAUCACUCGCUGAAGCUGUGGCGCCUGGACAAGCCGGAUAUUAAGGAGGCCAUUGAGUUGAGCUCUGGCUUUAGCCCCAACAAGAACACGGCUCCGUUUCCAACCAUCAAGGAGCACUUUCCGGACUUCUCCACGAGGGACAUUCAUCGCAACUAUGUGGAUUGCGUCCAGUGGUUCGGCGACUUUGUCUUCUCCAAAUCCUGCGAAAACUCCAUUGUGUGCUGGAAGCCGGGCAAACUGUCAGCCCCUUGGCACGAGAUCAAGCCCCAGGAGUCGGCCACCACGGUGCUGCACCAUUUCGACUACAAGAUGUGCGAGAUCUGGUUUGUGCGCUUCGCCUUCAACGCCUGGCAAAAGAUUCUGGCCUUGGGCAACCAACAGGGCACCACCUUCGUGUGGGAACUCGAUUGUAACGAUCCCAAUCUGACCAAGUGCAGUCAGCUGGUCCACCCCAAGAGCACCUCAACCAUUCGGCAGACUUCCUUCUCCAAAGACGGCUCUAUUUUGGUCUGCGUGUGCGAUGACAGCACUGUGUGGCGAUGGGAUCGCGUAAAUUAGGAAAUUGUAAGCUUGGGAUAUUUAAAAUAGUUUGAAUUCACAGAUCUCCUUCAGAGUAAUGUUUCCUUUUGGAAAUACCUAGUUGCAUAAAUUGGCAUGUAUUAACAGCAUUUUUUUUUGCAAUGUUUAUUAGCUGUUCCAGAGUUCAUAAUAGAAUAUACAAUUUCUAUUUGAAAUCUUUUUCUAUACUAUCUAUCAA
Messenger RNA from Drosophila gunungcola (fruit fly), 1694 nucleotides. RefSeq names its product polycomb protein esc (gene escl). Lineage: Eukaryota; Metazoa; Arthropoda; Insecta; Diptera; Drosophilidae. The record is from RefSeq and is a predicted model, not a curated record. The coding region runs from base 101 to 1495 and encodes 464 amino acids. Gene Ontology annotation, molecular function: nucleosome binding; protein binding. Gene Ontology annotation, cellular component: ESC/E(Z) complex. The transcript has 3 exons. Gene Ontology annotation, biological process: negative regulation of transcription by RNA polymerase II.